GGCGGAGGGACCCGCGGCGCACGCAGUCGGGGCGCGCGGCUGCAGCGGCGGAGCCCGGAGCUGGAGCCGGAGCGGCGUCCGGAUCGCAGCCCGCGGGGCCCGCCGCAGCCAUGGGCAACCGUGGCAUGGAAGAUCUCAUCCCGCUGGUCAACCGGCUGCAGGAUGCCUUCUCUGCCAUCGGCCAGAACGCGGACCUCGACCUGCCUCAGAUCGCCGUGGUGGGCGGCCAGAGCGCCGGCAAGAGCUCGGUGCUCGAGAAUUUCGUAGGCAGGGACUUCUUGCCCCGUGGAUCUGGCAUCGUCACCCGACGCCCGCUGGUCCUGCAGCUGGUCAAUGCAACCACAGAAUAUGCAGAGUUUCUGCACUGCAAGGGGAAGAAAUUCACCGACUUCGAGGAGGUACGCCUGGAGAUCGAGGCGGAGACCGACCGGGUCACCGGCACCAACAAGGGCAUCUCCCCAGUGCCCAUUAACCUGCGGGUGUAUUCGCCGCACGUGCUGAACCUGACCCUGGUGGACUUGCCCGGAAUGACCAAGGUCCCCGUGGGAGACCAGCCUCCGGACAUCGAGUUCCAGAUCCGGGACAUGCUUAUGCAGUUCGUCACCAAGGAGAAUUGCCUCAUCUUGGCUGUAUCCCCUGCCAACUCCGACCUGGCCAACUCCGAUGCCCUCAAGGUUGCCAAGGAGGUAGACCCCCAAGGCCAGCGCACCAUUGGGGUCAUCACCAAGCUGGACCUUAUGGACGAGGGCACGGAUGCCCGCGACGUGCUGGAGAACAAACUGCUCCCCCUGCGCAGAGGCUACAUUGGGGUGGUGAACCGGAGCCAGAAGGACAUAGAUGGCAAGAAAGAUAUCACGGCUGCCCUGGCUGCUGAACGCAAGUUCUUCCUGUCCCACCCAUCCUACCGCCACCUGGCUGACCGCAUGGGGACACCCUACCUGCAGAAGGUCCUCAACCAGCAACUGACGAACCACAUCCGGGACACACUGCCUGGGCUGCGGAACAAGCUGCAGAGCCAGCUGCUGUCCAUUGAGAAGGAGGUGGAGGAGUACAAGAACUUCCGCCCUGAUGACCCUGCACGCAAGACCAAGGCCCUGCUGCAGAUGGUGCAGCAGUUCGCGGUGGACUUUGAAAAGCGCAUCGAGGGCUCUGGAGACCAGAUUGACACCUAUGAACUGUCGGGGGGAGCCCGCAUUAACCGGAUCUUCCAUGAGCGCUUCCCCUUUGAAUUGGUCAAGAUGGAGUUUGAUGAGAAGGAACUCCGGCGAGAGAUCAGCUACGCUAUCAAGAACAUCCACGGCAUUAGAACGGGGCUGUUUACCCCAGACAUGGCCUUUGAGACCAUUGUGAAAAAGCAGGUGAAGAAGAUCCGAGAACCGUGUCUCAAGUGUGUGGACAUGGUUAUCUCGGAGCUAAUCAGCACCGUUAGACAGUGCACCAAGAAGCUCCAGCAGUACCCGCGGCUGCGCGAGGAGAUGGAGCGCAUCGUCACCACCCACAUCCGAGAGCGCGAGGGCCGCACCAAAGAGCAGGUCAUGCUUCUCAUCGAUAUCGAGCUGGCUUACAUGAACACCAACCACGAGGAUUUCAUAGGCUUUGCCAAUGCUCAACAGAGGAGCAACCAGAUGAACAAGAAGAAAGCUUCUGGGAAUCAGGAUGAGAUUCUGGUCAUCCGGAAGGGCUGGCUGACAAUCAACAACAUUGGCAUCAUGAAGGGGGGUUCCAAGGAGUACUGGUUUGUGCUCACCGCGGAGAACCUGUCCUGGUAUAAGGAUGAUGAGGAGAAAGAAAAGAAAUACAUGCUGUCUGUGGACAACCUAAAGCUGCGUGACGUGGAGAAAGGCUUCAUGUCAAGCAAGCACAUCUUCGCCCUCUUCAACACGGAGCAGAGGAACGUCUACAAGGAUUAUCGGCAGCUAGAACUGGCCUGCGAGACACAGGAGGAGGUGGACAGCUGGAAGGCCUCCUUCCUGCGGGCUGGCGUGUACCCUGAGCGUGUUGGGGACAAGGAGAAAGCCAGUGAGACAGAGGAGAAUGGCUCAGACAGCUUCAUGCACUCCAUGGACCCCCAGCUGGAGCGGCAGGUAGAAACCAUUCGGAACCUGGUGGACUCCUACAUGGCCAUUGUCAACAAGACUGUGCGGGACCUCAUGCCGAAGACCAUCAUGCACCUCAUGAUCAACAACACCAAGGAGUUCAUCUUCUCGGAGCUGCUGGCCAACCUGUACUCGUGCGGGGACCAGAAUACGCUGAUGGAGGAGUCCGCAGAGCAGGCGCAGCGGCGCGACGAGAUGCUGCGCAUGUACCACGCACUGAAGGAGGCUCUCAGCAUCAUCGGCGACAUCAACACGACCACCGUCAGCACGCCCAUGCCCCCGCCCGUGGACGACUCCUGGCUGCAGGUGCAGAGCGUACCGGCCGGACGCAGAUCGCCCACAUCCAGCCCCACGCCGCAGCGCCGAGCCCCCGCCGUGCCCCCAGCCCGGCCAGGGUCGCGGGGCCCUGCUCCUGGGCCUCCGCCUGCUGGAUCCGCCCUGGGGGGGGCGCCCCCCGUGCCCUCCAGGCCGGGGGCUUCCCCUGACCCCUUUGGCCCCCCUCCCCAGGUGCCCUCGCGCCCCAACCGCGCACCGCCUGGGGUCCCCAGAAUCACUAUCAGUGACCCCUGAGGAGUGUCAGCCACGGAAGGGCCCAGCCUCACCUACGCGACCUGCAGUCCCCCGACCAGCUGAGGCACCCCUCUUAGACUUAUAAGUCUGGUCCCUGGCAUCAACUGCUGCCCUUCCAGCCUCCCCAGGGUCCCCUCUGCAGACCUCCCAAGGGGCCUCCAGCACUCUCUCCAGCCACCCCUUUUAGAUUGACCCUCCUGGCUCCAGCCCGUCUUCUUCCUCCAGCCUGGCAGCUGUUGUAUGGGGCUCCCUGAGACUAGGGGUAGCCCUGAGCCAAUGGGAUGGAAGACAGGGUGACCAGAGAAGAGGGAGUGGGUCUGGAUCUGGGUGCACUGCCUGGUGAUGUGUGAGGCUGCGUGUAUGGCACGGGAGGGAUGCCCUGGCCUCUGCCCAGAUUACUGGGGAGCUCCAGCCCACCGCCUCCAGCCCCCCAUCCUCCUCCCCUUUCCCAUCUGUUCCUCCACCUCCAUCUCUUUUUCCAGAAGCCUCGACCAUGCCCACACUGCCUCAUCCCCUCCCACCGCUGCUGGGGCAUGGCUGCUCUUGCCUUACCAGGUUUCUCCUUCCUUUUCUCUUCCGGUUUCUCUCUUGGCUUUCUCUCCAACUGCCAGCCGAUCGGGUCAGGCAAGUCCGUCCCGUCCUGAGAGUCCCAGACCCCCCUUCGACCUCUAACCAGAUCUCUCCUAUUCCUCGGAGACCUCCCCAAAGCCUGCCUGGACGGCUGUUCUGUGACUUGACAGUGGCUCCCCGGCCCCAAAGCAUCCCCUUCAUCUGUGACUUUGUUGUAGUGGUGAGCUGACACAUCCAGGCGUGACAUUGGUGAACUCUUGUGCCCCUGUGUGGUAUUGCUCCCGCCCUUACCUAUAAAUAUCUAUAAAUACUCAUAUAUAUAUAUAUAUACAUAUAUACAUAUAUAUGGCCGACACAGCCUCACCUCUAGUGUUGGGAAUCAAUCACCAUGCUGUCCUUGUGGAGUCUUGUGGCCCAACUACAAGGGAACACUGUCACCGACAACCCCCCACCACAGUGUGCCACCUGCAGUGAGCGCUCUGUCCCGCUUGGCCUGUGGACAGCCGGCCCCUUGGUCAUCCUUCCCGUGUCCCCCCACCCAAAGCAUGGGGGCGCUGCUUUGGCAGCUGCGUGGUUCUCCGACCACCACCAGUCUUGCUGUCUCUUGGCUGAGAAUAAAACCUGUACCUGGACGAUGGGGAACCUGUGUCCUCGGCUGGCUCCUGUUGACUGCAGAGCACAGGGCUGGGAGUUGGAAGGAGGGUGGCUACUGGCAGAGCACCUGAAGAAGGCUCCUCCGCCGGCUGUGAACCCCCCUCUGGCCACUAGGGGGCCAGGCCUCAGGUCCAGCCUGAAGGGUGCUGGGCUAAGGGUGGCACAAGGGAGGGCUGGAUGGGAGAAGCCGGCUGCCAGGAGUGGGCAGGCCAGGGCAGCAGGGCCAGUCAGGCUCAAGCCUGGCCCACUGGACGGGUUGGCCCUUGUGGCCCCCGUGGUGGUCUCCUCACCGUCAUCAAGGACGUGCGGAAGAUGCAGCACAGCCCUGCUGGACAGGCAGACGCUCAGGCUUCUCGCGGCCCCGAAGCCCGCCCUCUGCUGGCAAGACCCAGUCCCUGCUCCGUGAAACCUACAGGCGACCCCAGGACCCCAGACAAGGAGCACACAAGGCCAGGCUGUAUGACUAAAUUCAUUUAUUCCAAAGAAAAAGCAAAAUAAACAGGAGCCGCAUCACCAGGGCACCAUAACCCCGUCCCCGUCUCCUUCCUCUGUUCUCUGAUACCAAUAAAUAAGUUUCCCAGCCCCAAAUAAUUUUAGAGAACCUCCCUCCGGAUUCACUGGCUCCAGCCUCUGCUACGAUACAGGGGGCGACCCUCCCCCAGAAUAUACAAAAUGUUACACAGGUACAGUAUGUACACAGGGGCGGGAAGCCCACCCAGCAGCAGCCUCUGCCCUCGCUGGGCCUACUGCGCCCCAACAGUCAUAAGGCCUUGGAGAGCGCUGCCCCACUGUCCUACCCGAAAGUGCCCCAGAGGCGGGCACCCCUGGUGAGCUGUUUCACUGAUGCCUCACCGGCCCACAAAGGACCCAGCUGGCCUGCUCCCGAGUGCGAGCUGGGGCUGGGGCCAGCACUGCCUCCCACGCACCAGCCCUGGGCUCCAUCCACAGAACAGAAAAGUGGAGCGCAGCUGAACAGAGGGUGCCCUGAGACCCCAUCACCAUCACCUGCCCACAGGGAGCCCUGCCUGUGCAAAAACCUGGCAGAGGCUGCCCACUGUCCUGCCCCAAAGUGCCUGAGCAAGAGAACGGGGGUCCCGCAGGGAGACCCUGGCAAGGGCAAGGGCGCCACCUGAAGCCCCUGGCCCUCCGAAAGCUGCCGCUAAGUAACUGUGAGCCAAACAGAAGUCCAGAGUAAGGCCUGCACCUGGCCAGCACGGCGAAGGGUCUGCACCUGUCUGUGUCCCCAGUUAGACAGAGGGUCUUUUUUCUUUUCACUUCUUUCAAUUUUCUUUUUCAAUAUUUUAUUUUGAAAAAAAAA
Molecule: messenger RNA, 5208 nt
Organism: Octodon degus (degu)
Lineage: Eukaryota; Metazoa; Chordata; Mammalia; Rodentia; Octodontidae
Gene: Dnm1
Product: dynamin 1
Exons: 23
Coding region: 111-2666 (851 amino acids)
Cellular component (GO): microtubule; cytoplasm; membrane
Molecular function (GO): microtubule binding; GTP binding; GTPase activity
Source: RefSeq, a predicted model, not a curated record